AUGGAAAAACUGACAAAUCUCAAUCUUCAUUUGUUCUUUGAAGUCUUUAAAUGGUAUUUGGAUGGACGAUUUUGGCGUAUGUUCAAUGCAAAGUAUCCUGGAUUACCUUCAAUACGUGACAACAUCUACGAACAAACGGCGUUGAUUGCAACACAUGUACAUGAAUUCGCUGAAUUCACUCAUCCUACUACGAAUAUGAUACGGUAUGUCGGAGGAUUCGCUAUAAACGAUCCACAACCUUUGAGUAAGGAGCUGGACGAUCUUCUGAAUAAAAGACCCGCUACUAUUUUGUUCUGCAUGGGCUCUCUUGCACAAUCCAGGGAAAUGCCUGACCAGCUGAAAAAAGUUUUUAUCGAAACAUUCACUUCACUUCCAAACAUCACCUUCAUCUGGAAAUAUGAAGAGUCUGAUCAUAGCCUGUUCAAAAACGCUCCUAAUAUUUAUACAAUGAAAUGGGUACCACAGACCGAUCUGCUCGCUGAUCAGCGACUUUCACUGUUCAUCACACAUGGCGGUGUGAAUUCCAUGUUGGAAUCG
This is a messenger RNA of Haemonchus placei, 537 nucleotides long. The record is from the annotation of a GenBank genome assembly. NCBI's taxonomy places the organism in Eukaryota, Metazoa, Nematoda, Chromadorea, Rhabditida, Trichostrongylidae.